AGAAAUGGCGCCGCCGGCGGCGGAGGCCGUGGCGAGUGUGGUGUUCACCGCUACGUGGUACUCGGGCGCCGACGACGUGCGCUGCCUUGCGGCGACGGAGACGCUGCGAGCGCUCGUGGCGGCCGGGCUGCCUGUUGUCGUUGUUGACGCCUCCCCGGCGGCGGCCGUCCGUGACUUGCUCUCUGCCACCGGCGCCAUCGUGUCGGAGCAGAAAGCGGUGGGAAAGAAAGGAGCUGCGUUGCGGGAGGCUGUGGCGAUCGCAUCUGCGCUGCCGGGAGUGGUCGCGGAGACGUGGCUCUGCUGGCAGGAGCCUGAGAAGACCGACAUGGCGAGGCACUGGGCGACGGCCCUGGACGCUGCGAAGGAUGCCGACGUCCUCGUACCGAGGCGGGAGUCGGCCAAAUUUGCCGCAACGUACCCGAUCGAACAGGUCCACUCGGAGACCUACGGCAAUCUCUACCUCGACGCCGUCGCCAGGACGCACUGUGACGCGCUGCCGUCUCUCGACUGGCACUUCGGGCCGUUUGCCUUCCGCGCUCGCCACUCUGACCUCUGGACCCGCUUCGGUGGCCCGAUGUACGACGCCCAGGUGGUGCCCCUCGUGCACGCCGUGCGCAAGGGGCUGCGGCUCGCCUCGGUGGCGGUGGCGUUCGAGGCCCCCGCCGCCAUGAAGGCGCAGGAGGAGGGCGACGUCGGCUUCAUCGAGAAGCGUCUCGCGCAGCUCAACUCGCUCGACCCGCUGGUCAAGGCGGCCUGGACCGACAGCCCCUACUGCUGAGAGGAGCUGUUGAGCGCGCGACGACCGAUGAUUCAUUUCAACGGGCCGCACCCUGGACGAAGGGGUGCAUAGACAGUACAACGAACCA
This is a messenger RNA of Emiliania huxleyi CCMP1516, 866 nucleotides long. RefSeq lists its product as hypothetical. Bases 5 to 778 code for a protein of 257 amino acids. The record is from RefSeq and is a predicted model, not a curated record. NCBI's taxonomy places the organism in Eukaryota, Haptophyta, Isochrysidales, Noelaerhabdaceae. The transcript has 3 exons.